AUGAUGUCUGUAAAGUUAGCAGUUAUUUUCUUCGCUUUGGUUGCUUACGCUUACGCUGAACCUGAACCAGAGCCGGGAUACCUCAGCUACCAACAACCAAUCAUCACCAAGCAAGUGAUACCAGUUGUCACCAAACAAAUUGUACCAGUCGUCCAAUAUAAACAAGUUUAUUCCAGCUACGGUGGUGGCUAUGGAGGCUACAAAGGCUAUGGAAAAUAA
Molecule: messenger RNA, 219 nt
Organism: Ceutorhynchus assimilis (cabbage seed weevil)
Lineage: Eukaryota; Metazoa; Arthropoda; Insecta; Coleoptera; Curculionidae
Source: the annotation of a GenBank genome assembly